Molecule: messenger RNA, 729 nt
Organism: Vicia faba (fava bean)
Lineage: Eukaryota; Viridiplantae; Streptophyta; Magnoliopsida; Fabales; Fabaceae
Source: the annotation of a GenBank genome assembly
AUGGCUUCCACCCAAUCCGCCUUCGCGGGAACCAUUCCGGCUCCGAAGGUUAGGGUAGUUGCAAAAAUUCGUGGGUUUUCGGAUCCAGAUACCAGUUUCGAACCCUCCAGAACUGUCGACUGGGUUUCGGUGAGCACAGAAAUUUCCGGGGAAGUUACCAUCUCCUUUAAAGAACAAUCUUCUAGCCGAGAUUUAGGGUUUCUGAAGUAUGCAGUUUUUGUAUUGUUUGUUAUAAGUCGGUAUUCAGUUGACUAUUGCUACAACGAACAUGAAGAUAAUGAGGUAAUCUAUUUAAAUUUGUAUUUGCUGGCUCCUCCAAAUCUGCUGAUACCCUUUUCAAGCUCAACUCAAGUGCCAGUUCAAUAUGGAGGACUUAGCAGAGAGGGUGAACAGGAAUUCACCACUGCUGACCCUGCUACAGAGGUUAUUAUCAAACCAGCAACAAAACAUGCUGUUGAGUUCCCAAUUUCUGAGAAAAGCACCUUGGUAUGGGAAAUCAGAGUGGUGGACUGGAAUGUGAGCUAUGGAGCAGAAUUUGUGCCUAGUGCUGAAGAUGGAUACACAGUGAUAGUACAGAAAAACAGGAAAAUCUCGCCAGCUGAUGAAACAGUAAUCAAUAACACCUUCAAAAUCGGUGAACCUGGCAAAGUUGUACUCACCAUUGAUAACCAAACAUCAAAGAAAAAGAAGCUUCUUUACAGGUCCAAGACCAUACCCAUCUCUGAGUAA